Serendipita indica DSM 11827 is the source of this 630-nucleotide messenger RNA. The record is from the annotation of a GenBank genome assembly. NCBI's taxonomy places the organism in Eukaryota, Fungi, Basidiomycota, Agaricomycetes, Sebacinales, Serendipitaceae.
AUGGCCACGCAGACGAGCGGGCCGCACUGGAAACUCUGGCAGCCUCUGCUCGUCCAUACCCGUCCAGGACUCUUGCCCAACAAGGCAGCAGUCGACACCACAAACACAGCAAUGAGCCAACCAGCGACCAAGCGUACUCGCAAGGUCCCCCAGAUCCUCUUUAGUGAAGAUCAUGGCAUUUAUAGCGAGUUUGCUACUUCGUCUCCUCAUCCUAUCUUGUAUGACGGCGCGCUCUACCCGACUGCAGAACAUCUCUUUCAAGCUCUCAAGUUUGUCGAUGGCCGCCCCGAUAUUGCAGAAUACAUCAGGACGUCGUCUCCACGUCCAAGCCAGGCUCAUUCUCUCGGCAAGGCCUAUCAAGCCUUUGUCCGCGAGGAUUGGCAUAUUGUCCAGAUCGCCAAGAUGAACGAAAUCAUUACGCUCAAGUUUUCUCAGCAUCCAGAGCUCGUCAAACUCCUCCUCGGCACUGGGGAUGCCGAACUCGUAGAGAACUCGAAUGAUGCAUUUUGGGGCAUUGGUCCGGACAAAAAGGGCCGCAACGAAUACGGCAAGGCCCUCAUGCGUCUUCGUUCCAAGCUCGUCCAGAUUUCGAAACGCCAUCGUAGUCGCGCAUCGAGCACCUCUUCUUGA